Neohortaea acidophila is the source of this 1575-nucleotide messenger RNA. RefSeq names its product amino acid/polyamine transporter I. Gene Ontology annotation, biological process: transmembrane transport. Gene Ontology annotation, cellular component: membrane. Lineage: Eukaryota; Fungi; Ascomycota; Dothideomycetes; Mycosphaerellales; Teratosphaeriaceae. The coding region runs from base 1 to 1575 and encodes 524 amino acids. The record is from RefSeq and is a predicted model, not a curated record. The transcript is spliced from 8 exons. Gene Ontology annotation, molecular function: transmembrane transporter activity.
AUGGGCAACGAAAAUGGCGAAGACAAGAAAACGGUUCUCGCCGUUGAGACCUUCGAGGAAACGAGUCUGCCGCCCGAGAAAGCGGGCACGGCCGGUGACCGACGAGACAUGUAUCGCAUGGGGAAGAUGCAAGAGCUGCGACGCAAUUUUAGCUUCGUGCCGAUUUUUGGAUUUGCUGCUGUGCUCAUGAUCACCUGGGAGGGAGUGUUUUCGGCUAUCAGCUAUGCCGUCCCUAAUGGAGGGCUUCCGACGAUGGUGUGGAUGUACCUGGUUACUUUCAUUGGUCUUGGAGCCGCCAUUGUUACCAUGGCCGAGAUGGCCUCCAUGGCGCCGACGAGCGGAGGUCAAUACCACUGGGUGUCGGAAUUUGCGCCCAGGUCAUCGCAGAAGUUACUCAGCUACUUAGUCGGAUGGUUCUGUGUACUGGGAUGGCAGGCCGGCAUUGCAGGACAGUGCUUCACCGUGGCCCUGGAAAUCCAAGGCCUGGCCAUUCUGAACAACGCAACAUACGUCCCGAAACCGUGGCACUCUGUCCUCAUUACCUUCGCAGUGGUCCUACUUUGCGCCGUUUUCAACACCUUGUUCGCCCGGCAGCUUCCCAAGAUCGAGGUGGUGCUGCUGGUCCUCCACAUCUGUGGUUUCUUCGCCAUUCUCGUGCCCUUAUGGGUCUUUGCGCCUCGGCAUACCAGUGCUGAGGUGUGGCUGGAUUUCAAAGUCAUUUCCGGGUGGCAGUCAGUCGGUGCUGCCGCCUUGAUUGGGCAGCUGGGCCCGCUUUAUGCUCUCCUUGGUCCAGACUCGGCAGUUCACAUGGCCGAGGAAGUUCGAGACGCAUCCCGGGUCCUCCCAUGGGCCAUGAUCUCGACACUCCUUCUCAACGGCAUCACAGGCUUUAUCAUGAUCGUGACCUUUGCCUACACACUAGGCUCCAUCGAAGCCGCCGCAGCCCCAAAGUACAACUUCGCCUUCAUCGGCACCUUCUACAACGCCACGCAAUCCCAUGCCGGCACUUCCGUCAUGACAUGCAUCAUCCUCAUCCUCACAUUCUGCAGCGCCAUCAGCAACGUCGCCACCGCCUCUCGGCAAAUGUUUGCCUUUGCGCGGGACGGCGGCCUUCCCUUUUCCGGCGUCUGGCGAUAUGUGAAACCAGGCUGGGACCUGCCGCUCAACGCCAUCGCUUUCUCGUGCAUCUUCACCUCUCUACUGGUCCUGAUCAACCUCGGCAGCGACACGGCUUUCAACGCCAUCUUGUCCAUCGGCAUCGUAGCUUUGCUCACCUCCUACCUGGUAUCCCUGGGAUGUCUCCUGCUCAAGCGCGUGCGAGGCGAGCCCUUCAUCUACCGCCGCUGGAGCGCGGGCAGGAAGUUCGGCUUUUUGUGCAAUGUCGUCGGCCUGGCGUACUUGAUUGUCGCUUCCGUCUUUGCCUUUUUCCCCAUUUUCAUCCCUGUGACGACGACGAAUAUGAACUGGGCGGUGGCGGUGUAUGUUGGGGUUGCGUCCAUUGCGGGCGUUUACUAUGUUGCGUAUGCGCGGAACAGUUACGUGCCGCCUGUGGCGCGUUUGGCGAAAGAUUUGUAG